Messenger RNA from Rubroshorea leprosula, 1518 nucleotides. NCBI's taxonomy places the organism in Eukaryota, Viridiplantae, Streptophyta, Magnoliopsida, Malvales, Dipterocarpaceae. The record is from the annotation of a GenBank genome assembly.
CUGGACCCUCCGAGCAAACCUCACUGGGGGGAAGUGACUUCGUCGCCAUUCCCGAGGUAUCUGUCCCUCUGAAACACUGAGGAUAGUCCGUCCAUCUCUGGGAAUAGAAAAAGAGAAAGAAGCACACGGUGCGUGUGCCAGUCUCCGUUGUUCAAGGAGAUCACCGCUUUUGAAUAUAGAGAGACCACAAUAUCCCUUCCGUUUUUCUUGAUUAUAAAUUCAGCUUCUGCUCGAGUUGAGGAAAGAGAUAGAUUGGGUUAAUGGUUUGUGGGGGAUUUUGAGUUUAAAUUUUGGGUUUUUUUAAUGGAUCCACCGGCGAUGAUGAGUGACGGAGAGUACAAUUUGGUUGAGAUCUGGCAGUACCCGAUGAAUGAAUCUGGGAUGAGGAGGGAUCAGUUCGGUCAGGGUAAUGAUCCGAUGCGUUUGGAGCAGCGCGGUGGGGUCAGAAGGCGGCGCGAUGCGGAGGAGGAGGCGACUAAGGUCGUGUCCAAAAGCGGUGGGAAUGGCGUGAAUGAUGGUGAGGGGAAAAGGGUUAAAAUAUCUGGAUGUAGAGAUGAGAAUCCUGAUUCGAAAGCUAGAGCAGAAAACAGUUCAGGCAAGCCUGUGGAACAAAAAGCUCAACCAUCACCUGAGCCACCUAAACAAGAUUACAUCCAUGUACGGGCCAGGAGGGGCCAAGCCACUGACAGCCACAGUUUGGCGGAGAGAGCUAGAAGGGAGAAGAUUAGUGAAAGGAUGAAAAUUCUUCAGGAUUUGGUCCCUGGUUGCAAUAAGGUUAUUGGCAAAGCUCUUGUCCUUGAUGAGAUAAUUAAUUACAUCCAGUCAUUACAGCAUCAAGUUGAGUUCCUGUCAAUGAAGCUUGAAGCAUUGAAUUCAAGAAUUACUCCUGGUAUUGAAGUAUUUCCUCCUAAAGAUUAUGGCCAGCAAACAUUUGACCCUUCGGGCAUGGCAUACGGUUCACAAGCUACAAGGGAAUACAGCCGCAACGCUCCACCAGAGUGGCUGCAUAUGCAGAUUGGUGGUGGUUGUGAAAGAACAACAUAAUAUAAUCUAUAAAAUCCCACAUGAAUUGAAAAUAAGAGCAUUUAAGUGGCAAUGCUUCCUGCUGCAGUAGCUGUUAAAAAAGAGUAUACCCCAUUAUGGUAAAAUCAAAAGAGACCUAUAUUUCCAGUUUCAACAUCAGGCAUGGAGCUGUUAUUGCUGUCUAAAGACUGAAAAAGUUAGUAUUUUGAACAUCUCCAUCUGUCGUGUUGGAAAUUGAAAUAUUUUACGCCAUAUAUCUUGUUCACAUAGCAGGCUUCAGGUUUCUACUUUGUAGUAAUACCCAAAUGGAUUGUAGUAGAAUGAUUAUUGUGCUUGUUCAGAAUUGCUAAUCCGCACAUGUUGUGUCAACUUUGUUUUAACAUUGGGUUUGUUAAGAGACUGAAGCUGUGAUCAAUAAGUAAGGCAGUUUACUUACUCUUUUCUCCAUUAUUCAUGAGCUGCUCUGUUCUAUAUACAUACGAUACCUUUAAUUAG